AUGGCUGGUGUUGUUCCGACAGAUGCCGAUCAGUCAGACAUGAUGAUCUGUAGUGGGGAAAAACCAGUAGGAUAUCUAGUCAUGUCUGGCAAGAGUAAACAUAAGAUGUAUACCUCGAAUGGGGGAAGUUAUUCGGCCUUGACGGGGAGUUGUAGCUGCUCGUCCUUAUUCACCAGAACGUCCAGCGAUUUCAGCGAUAUAUUGACUUGCAAUACCAAGCCAAAUAUCAAUCUACUUGCGGGAGGGGUUUUACCCUUCUGCUGGCGUGGGUACUCCGACGACGCAGCCAGCGGUACGGCUAUUGACUCUGCAAGCUGCCCUAAGCUACGCAAGCCGAUGCCUGCUAGCGCGGACUCCGUCCAAGCCCAACUCUGUUAUGGAGGAAAUCAGGUGGGUAUACUAUACGACAAUCAAGACAUGCUGCCUGCUUCAGGCAAGUCAGAAGAUACCAUUCAAGGGUGUGAAUGUACUUCGCGCACAACUUCACCCCACAAGGACGGCAUCAGUUAUUUGAAGUGCCAAAAUACUACUCCUCGCUUACCGGGUGUCAAAGAUCCAAAUAAGAUUGUCUGCGUGAACCCUCUUGUCUCCUGCUCCGUCGCGUGA
Molecule: messenger RNA, 606 nt
Organism: Puccinia triticina
Lineage: Eukaryota; Fungi; Basidiomycota; Pucciniomycetes; Pucciniales; Pucciniaceae
Exons: 3
Coding region: 1-606 (201 amino acids)
Source: RefSeq, a predicted model, not a curated record